Protobothrops mucrosquamatus (brown spotted pit viper) is the source of this 2214-nucleotide messenger RNA. RefSeq names its product solute carrier family 27 member 1 (gene SLC27A1). Gene Ontology annotation, biological process: phosphatidylinositol biosynthetic process; cardiolipin biosynthetic process; phosphatidylethanolamine biosynthetic process. The transcript is spliced from 13 exons. The coding region runs from base 124 to 2064 and encodes 646 amino acids. The record is from RefSeq and is a predicted model, not a curated record. Gene Ontology annotation, cellular component: mitochondrial inner membrane; plasma membrane. Lineage: Eukaryota; Metazoa; Chordata; Lepidosauria; Squamata; Viperidae. Gene Ontology annotation, molecular function: long-chain fatty acid-CoA ligase activity; long-chain fatty acid transmembrane transporter activity; fatty acid transmembrane transporter activity.
UCCUUGCCUGGUCCUCCUCCAGCGCCUCGAAGGGGCGCUUGUGGCCACAGCGGGAGGAGAAGCAGUCGGGUGAAGGGGAACGAAGGUGUCGGAAUCUCAAGUGCGACGGCUGUAGGCGCGAGAAUGCACACAAUUGGGGUUUGUACUGCUUCUCUUGGCUCACUGGGCCUCAUGCGAUUCUUCGGUGUGUCCUGGACAUGGAGUAUUGCAGUCACUUUGGGCAUUUAUAUUGGCAGUGGUGGGUGGAACUUUCUCCGCAUCAUCUUUAAGACAGCCCUGAGAGAUUUACUAGGACUCUCGGUGCUUUUGCGAGUCAAAUAUGAACUGUAUCAUCACAGGAAAGCCAAAAAUAAUAUUCCCAAGAUAUUCCAGAAAGUAGUCUGGAAACAUCCAGACAAAGUGGCCUUGAUUUAUGAAGCUACUGAUGACAAGUGGACAUUCCAGCAACUGGAUGAAUAUUCCAACUGUGUGGCCAACUUCUUUUACCAGCAAGGUUUUCGUGAGGGUGAUGUAAUCGCUAUCUUCAUGGAGAACCGACCAGAAUUUGUAGGCUUCUGGUUGGGGAUGGCCAAAGUGGGUAUUGAGGCAGCUCUCAUCAACUUCAACUUGCGUCUUGACUCAUUGACUUACUGUGUGAAAACCUCAGGAGCAAAAGCCAUCAUCUUUGGUGGGGAGCUAUCAGAAGCAAUCUCUGAAGUGAACGGCAUCCUGGGAAAAAAUAUGACUAGGUUCUGUUCCGGAGAUUUUGUACCUGAAUCCUGCUCUCCAGAUACUAAGCACUUGGACCCUCUGCUGGCGCAGACAUCGAAAUCUCCUCCAACUCAUGUUUCAACCAAGGGAUUAGAUGAUCGGCUGUUCUACAUUUACACCUCUGGAACAACUGGAAUGCCAAAAGCUGCCAUUGUGGUGCACAGUAGAUAUUACCGAAUUUCUGCUUUUGGUUAUUACGCUUACAGAGUGACCCAAGAUGACAUAAUCUAUAACUGUCUACCACUGUACCACUCAGCAGGGAACAUCAUGGGUAUCGGCCAGUGUGUGGUUCAUGGUCUGACGGUAGUGAUUAAGAAGAAAUUUUCUGCCAGUCGCUUCUGGGAUGACUGUGUGAAAUACAAGUGUACAAUCAUCCAAUAUAUCGGGGAGAUUUGCAGAUACCUGCUGAACCAACCAGUGCGGGAGGCAGAAAGGCAGCACCAGGUGCGGCUAGCUAUUGGAAACGGCUUGAGGCUCACCAUUUGGGAAGACUUCACACAGCGCUUCCGAAUCAAACAGAUUGGAGAAUUCUAUGGGGCUACUGAGUGUAACUGUAGCAUUGCUAAUGUAGAUGGAAAGGUGGGAGCCUGUGGCUUCCAUAGCCGGAUUUUGCCAAAUGUAUAUCCUAUCCGCUUGGUGAAAGUUAAUGAGGAUACCAUGGAGCUAAUACGUGGCACAAAUGGACUUUGUAUCUCCUGUCAACCAGGAGAACCCGGACUUCUUGUGGGCAGGAUAAACCAAGAAGACCCCUUGCGGAGAUUUGAUGGCUAUGUCAAUCAGAAUGCAACUAACAAGAAAAUAGCUUAUAAUGUCUUCCAAAAAGGAGAUCAGGCUUAUCUUACAGGAGAUGUCCUAGUGAUGGAUGAUCUCGGCUAUAUGUACUUCAAAGACCGCAGUGGGGAUACAUUCCGCUGGCGUGGGGAGAACGUUUCCACCACAGAAGUUGAGGGAAUCCUCAGCCAUAUUCUCAGCAAGACAGAUGUGGCCGUUUAUGGGGUAGAGGUACCAGGAGUAGAAGGCAAGGCUGGAAUGGCAGCUAUUGCUGACCCAAAAGCAAAACUGAAUCCUAACAUUCUGUAUUUGGAGAUACAGAAAGCAUUACCUCCAUAUGCACGGCCUAUCUUCCUCCGAUUUCUGCCACAGGUUGACACCACAGGCACUUUCAAGAUUCAGAAGACCCGUUUACAAAGGGAAGGCUACAAUCCACACCAGAUGUCGGAUCGGUUAUACUUUUUGGAUGUGAAACUUGGCAAGUACCUACCAAUAGAUGAGUGCAUUUUUGAGAGGAUCCAAACUGGAAAAAUGUCUCUUUGAUUUAAUUGGUGAGAAGACGCAUAAAGAUCCUGAUGUCGAAAGGUCUUGUUUUGGUAGAGAAAUAGACUUGAAUAAAUAAGCAAAACAAGAUUUUAAUAUGCAACAGGGAAAAACCCCACUAUGAUGUGAGAGCAAGAUGGUUUUCCUUCC